This is a messenger RNA of Aspergillus fischeri NRRL 181, 744 nucleotides long. RefSeq lists its product as uncharacterized. The transcript has a single exon. The coding region runs from base 1 to 744 and encodes 247 amino acids. NCBI's taxonomy places the organism in Eukaryota, Fungi, Ascomycota, Eurotiomycetes, Eurotiales, Aspergillaceae. The record is from RefSeq and is a predicted model, not a curated record.
AUGGCGAGAACUUCUUCUGUCAGACGCAGGAGGGAUCCGCCACGCCGUCAGUCCAGAGCUCCUUCCCCUCCCCCUCCACCGUCCACUGCAUCUGAACAAUCCGUCGAGACCGAAUGGAAGGAGAUAGCCUGCCACACGGCGAAAUGCGACAUGUGCAACACACGCAAUGGAACGGGCAUGUCCCGCUGCGAGGGAUGCGGCUGGCAGGCAUGCUACAAAUGUAUCCUUGCCAACGGGUGCAGUCGCACGCAUCGGGGAAACGGGCGCGUCCAUACAGGGGCUAUCGACCAGACUCUCAUUGCCCGUAUGAGACGCGGCAGGGCGACGGUCAAGAGGGAAGCGGAUGACGCAGGCCAGUUGAGGAGACAGUCAAGCAAUCUCAAGAGAAUGAAGAAAGAGGAGUCGUCUUCAAAGAUACCAAGCGCGGCAGACGAUGAAGUCUUGAACGCAGCUCGGAACUUUUUGGCCUUUAGUAUUGAAGCCAUCGGUUUGGCCAUCCAGGAGGAUGGCUUUGACCGGGAACAUUCACCUGGUGGGGCUGCGCAUCGAGACGAGGACGUUGCGAAUUUCAUGAGUAUGACCAGUCGAGAAUUGCAUGACUAUGCCCAACAACAAGCCAGUCAUGCUCUUCAGGCUUAUCUUGAGCGCAGGGCCAGAGAGACGGAUGCUCCCGAGAUUGGCACCUUCUCUGGGACUCAAGCAAAUGUUGACGAAACCACCUCAUCGGAAAACUCGAAGGGCUGA